This is a messenger RNA of Syngnathoides biaculeatus (alligator pipefish), 1049 nucleotides long. Its product is annotated as glial cell line-derived neurotrophic factor-like. NCBI's taxonomy places the organism in Eukaryota, Metazoa, Chordata, Actinopteri, Syngnathiformes, Syngnathidae. Gene Ontology annotation, biological process: positive regulation of branching involved in ureteric bud morphogenesis; peripheral nervous system development; negative regulation of neuron apoptotic process. The record is from RefSeq and is a predicted model, not a curated record. The transcript has 2 exons. Bases 164 to 856 code for a protein of 230 amino acids. Gene Ontology annotation, molecular function: growth factor activity; glial cell-derived neurotrophic factor receptor binding; receptor tyrosine kinase binding.
GGGAAGGGACGCUUGACAGACUUCUGCAAAACAAGGAUUUUUUAAAAAUUAUUAUUAUUUGAGGAUUUUGUUUCCUUCCCCCCCCCCGGGAAUCACCUCUCUGCCGGAUGAGAGCAGCCGGUUCCGAGGCGCGCCAUGUCCCUCUGGCGGACCCGAGCGGACCAUGACGCUAUGGCAUAGCCUGACCACUUGUUUGAUCGUGCUGGGAGCCGCGCGGGCCCGCCCGGGGCCCCCUGGGGUGCUCGUCUCGGGAGAGGAGAGGCCCCUGGAGACCCCUCCGAUCCGGAUCCGCCUGUCAGUCACCUCGCGGGGCUUCAGCGGGAGCCGGGAGGAUGCGGACCACCCGGGAAACGCAUACUUCGCGGAGGAACACAUCCCGGCCGACUUCCGCCGGGCGGCGGACUUGAUCAAGGCGACCGUCGGCAGAAUCCGAGGUUCGCCCACCGAGUCCGGGCGCAACCGCGGCAUCAGGUCUCAGCCCAGGCGCGAGAGGACGACCGGGUCGAGCCAGAGGAGGGGGCGCCCGGUCGCGAGGGGACGGAAGGCGGGCGGCGGGCGGGCCCCGGGCUGCGCGCUCCUGCAGGUCCGGCUCAACGUGACCGACCUGGGUUUGGGCUACCUCUCGGGCGAGGAGAUGAUCUUCAGGUACUGCGCGGGACCCUGCAGGAAGUCGGAGACCAACUACGACAAGAUCCUCCGACACCUGGCCCGACGCGGGAGGCUGCCCGCCAAGGACGCGCCGCCGCAGCCGUGUUGCCGCCCGGUGGCGUUCGACGACAACCUCUCCUUCCUGGACGACAACCUGGUCUACCACACGCUCCGGAAACACUCGGCCAGGAAGUGCGCUUGCGUGUGAGCGACUGAAAGCCGUUGACUUUGACACGUUUAUGUCGCUGUCUGAUGAAAAGCAAGUAUAGUAUCUCCAAAUUUCACGACUAGUUUCUCGUGAAUUCAAAAAAAAAACUGAAGAAUUCUCGAAGGGUGGAACCCAUCCACAGUACCGUAUGUCCAAAAUCGUCAUUGGGGUUUAAGCCAAGGGAAAAUACGAU